This is a messenger RNA of Culex quinquefasciatus (southern house mosquito), 955 nucleotides long. Its product is annotated as dynein regulatory complex protein 9. Gene Ontology annotation, molecular function: protein binding. The record is from RefSeq and is a predicted model, not a curated record. Gene Ontology annotation, cellular component: cytoplasm; motile cilium. Gene Ontology annotation, biological process: cilium organization. NCBI's taxonomy places the organism in Eukaryota, Metazoa, Arthropoda, Insecta, Diptera, Culicidae. The coding region runs from base 17 to 955 and encodes 312 amino acids. The transcript has 2 exons.
GGCAGUUCUUUAAACCAUGGAACUUUUGAAAAAGCAUCUGGUCCUUAAAUUCUUCCACAACGCCAAUGUCCGACUGCAAAUUCUAAACGCCAACCCCGCCAGCACCGGUCAGCUAUGGGACGAAUCGGGUAGCUACACAAUUGACCAGGUACUUACGCAGAAAAUUCGCUACCUCCAACGGAUAUCUCGCUGCUUCGAGGCCAGCCGUAGCGAGGAGGAAUCACUUGCAGGUGGAAGCGACUACUCAGGAACGGUCACGCUAAGCUUCGAACGAUGGGGAUCCGGGUUCGAAGAGCUGUUCGACAUGGAACGGUACGAGCGGUACUGCAAGGAGCAACGCAUAUUGACUCGCCAGCUGAACAACCUGAACCGGUUGCGGGAUCUGACGCAUCAUGACUUUAUUGAAGAAUUUCAAUUUGAAGUUGCUAAAAACAAGCUCGUCGAUGGUUGGGAACGAUCACGACAAGCUCUACAGCUGAACGAGAACAAAGAUCGUUGCGAGACUCUACGAAAGGACACCGUAAACCGGGAGGUCACGCUACAAACUGCUGUUCAAGCUGGUGUCCUGACCGAUGAGUUCUACUCGUGGCAACUCGAACAGGUUCAGCAGUCGAUCGACGAGUGGAUGAGUCGAUUCGAUCGAGAAAAGGACGAACUUGAUGGACGACUUCAGAAGGCUCGUGUGAAGAAAAACCACUGGAAUGAUUUGAAGACGGAAGUUGAACAGAGAACUUUAGAGAUUCAACGAUUGCAGGGAGUUGAAACUGCACAUUUGGAGCGAAUCAAACGCCGGGAAUUGUGCCUGAAGAGUGCAACGAAGAUUCAAGCUUGGUGGCGUGGGGUGAUCGUUCGUCGUGGAAUUGUACUCGGAGCUCGGAAACGCAAGAAGAAGCAAUCCAAGAAGGGCAAGGCCAAAAAUCCAAAGGUCCGAAUAAAAUUCAAAAAUAAUACUUAG